Sphaeroforma arctica JP610 is the source of this 249-nucleotide messenger RNA. RefSeq lists its product as hypothetical. The transcript has 2 exons. Bases 1 to 249 code for a protein of 82 amino acids. The record is from RefSeq and is a predicted model, not a curated record. Lineage: Eukaryota; Ichthyosporea; Ichthyophonida.
AUGAGUACAGUAGUCUGGAACCACUUAUCGGCAGGAGAGAAUAAGAAACCACCAGAUGAGAGGUUCUCAUUCCUAAUUAUGCCAGCGACAAUGGGGCGGAGUGCGACCGAGGUAGAUAUGCCGAGUGCAGAGCAUGGCUUUAGUUCCAGCACUCUGGAAAACGCUAGCGCCAUCAGCAAUAAUAGUGUGAGGCUUGUAAUGCGCCGGAGUCUGAAGAAGUUCGAGAACACUGUAUGGGAUAUUAUUUAG